UUGGCUUGUUUCCCGUGCCGUUUUCUCCUCUGCCUCUGCCUCUCUCCCCUAUUAAAGACACGCGAGGCCGAGCUGCCUGCCACCACGCGGUGCUCGCGGCCGGAUUGGUGCCACGCACAGGCACAUAGAGAGAAGCGGGGCGGGGCGGCGGAGAGGCUCGAGUCGUCUUCCGCUCCUCCUCCUCGUCCUCCCACGCGCAACGGAUCGGGGGAUUCGGCCGCUUCUACCGGCGAUUGUUGCCUGGAAUGGAUUCUCCAGCGCCCAAUGCCGCCAACCCACCGGCGCCGGCGGCGGAGCCAGCAGCGCAGCCGCGGCUGCUGCCAGACUUCCUCCAGUCGGUGCGGCUCAAGUACGUGAAGCUGGGGUACCACCACCUCAUCUCCCACGGCAUGUACCUGCUGCUGUCGCCGCUCAUGGCCCUGGUGGCCGUGCAGCUCUCCACCGUGUCCCCGGGCGACCUCGCCGACCUGUGGGAGCAGCUCCGGUUCAACCUCGUCUCCGUGCUCGUCUGCUCCACCCUCCUCGUCUUCCUCUCCACCGUCUACUUCCUCACCCGCCCCCGCCCCGUCUACCUCGUCGACUUCGCCUGCUACAAGCCGGAGCCGGAGCGCCGGUGCACGCGCCAGACCUUCAUGCGCUGCUCCGAGGCCACCGGCUCCUUCACCGACGCCAACCUCGACUUCCAGCGCAAGAUCCUCGAGCGGUCGGGGCUGGGCGAGGACACCUAUCUGCCCCCCGCCGUGCUCCGGGUGCCCCCCAACCCGUGCAUGGACGAGGCGCGCAAGGAGGCGAGCACCGUCAUGUUCGGCGCCAUCGACCAGCUGCUGGAGAAGACCGGGGUGAGGCCCAAGGACAUCGGCAUCCUGGUCGUCAACUGCAGCCUGUUCAACCCGACGCCGUCGCUGUCGGCCAUGGUGGUGAACCACUACAGGCUGAGGGGCAACAUUGUGAGCUACAACCUGGGCGGGAUGGGCUGCAGCGCCGGGCUGCUGUCCAUCGACCUCGCCAAGGACCUGCUGCAGGUGCACCCCAACUCGUACGCGCUGGUCAUCAGCAUGGAGAACAUCACCCUCAACUGGUACUUCGGGAACGACCGCUCCAUGCUGGUGUCCAACUGCCUGUUCCGGAUGGGCGGCGCGGCGAUCCUGCUCUCCAACCGGCGGUCCGACCGGCGGCGCUCCAAGUACGAGCUGGUGCACACCGUCCGCACCCACAAGGGCGCGGACGACAAGUGCUUCGGCUGCGUGACGCAGCAGGAGGACGAGGCCGGCAAGGUGGGCGUGUCGCUCUCCAAGGACCUGAUGGCGGUGGCCGGCGACGCGCUCAAGACCAACAUCACCACCCUGGGCCCGCUGGUGCUCCCGCUGUCGGAGCAGCUGCUGUUCAUGGCGACGCUGGUGGCGAAGAAGGCCUUCAAGGUGAAGAUCAAGCCCUACAUCCCGGACUUCAAGCUGGCGUUCGAGCACUUCUGCAUCCACGCGGGCGGGCGCGCCGUGCUGGACGAGCUGGAGAAGAACCUGGGGCUGACGGAGUGGCACAUGGAGCCGUCGCGGAUGACGCUGUACCGGUUCGGCAACACGUCGAGCAGCUCGCUGUGGUACGAGCUGGCCUACAGCGAGGCCAAGGGCCGCAUCGGGCGGCGCGACAGGGUCUGGCAGAUCGCCUUCGGCUCCGGAUUCAAGUGCAACAGCGCCGUCUGGAGGGCUCUGCGCACGGUGGCGCCGGAGGCCGAGGAGAAGAACCCGUGGGCGGACGAGAUCGACCGCUUCCCCGUCGAGGUUCCCAGGGUCUCCAGGGUUGGGAGCGCCUGAUCGACUGCUGCUCGUCCAAGCUGGCAACCUUGAUUGAUUCAUUUGAUUGGGUGAUUGCCAUUGCCAUCUCCUGGUUCAUUUUUAACUUUUUUUGAAACAAUCUCCUGGUUCAAUCAAUCCUUGAGAACAUGCAUGCAUGAUUUGGGCUGUUGUUUUAGGUUGUACUCCCUGCGUCCGGUAAUACUUGUCAUCAAAAUGGAUUUUUUUUCGAGAGUACGCUAAUAGCGUACCAUAUUUUUAUAGAAGAUGAAGAAAGCAUAA
Triticum aestivum (bread wheat) is the source of this 2072-nucleotide messenger RNA. RefSeq names its product 3-ketoacyl-CoA synthase 11. Gene Ontology annotation, molecular function: acyltransferase activity, transferring groups other than amino-acyl groups. The transcript has 2 exons. Bases 246 to 1811 code for a protein of 521 amino acids. Gene Ontology annotation, biological process: fatty acid biosynthetic process. The record is from RefSeq and is a predicted model, not a curated record. NCBI's taxonomy places the organism in Eukaryota, Viridiplantae, Streptophyta, Magnoliopsida, Poales, Poaceae. Gene Ontology annotation, cellular component: membrane.